Lampris incognitus (smalleye Pacific opah) is the source of this 2329-nucleotide messenger RNA. It is a transcript of the gene ppp1r16a, whose product is annotated as protein phosphatase 1, regulatory subunit 16A. Gene Ontology annotation, molecular function: protein binding; phosphatase regulator activity; enzyme inhibitor activity. The coding region runs from base 367 to 2100 and encodes 577 amino acids. The record is from RefSeq and is a predicted model, not a curated record. Gene Ontology annotation, cellular component: cytoplasm. NCBI's taxonomy places the organism in Eukaryota, Metazoa, Chordata, Actinopteri, Lampriformes, Lampridae. The transcript is spliced from 13 exons.
GCGGAGAGAAAAAAAGCCGGCGGCGACAAAUAAAUGACGACGAAUUGAAACAGGACGUGACCCCCUACAUCCUGGGUAGAAACAGCCGGGAUUUAAAGUGAGAACAAAGGAGAGUAUCGUUGACAUUGAGCAAUGAUUCCUUGAAAACCUGUUUACACCUAGCCUUCUCCUAGAAGACUCACCAAGUCAGAAAAACUGCAGGCUGCCCUUGAAACUGUUCUCACUCUCCACCCUGGGGCUACUUGAAUGCUUUUACUGUCGCUUUAAGAUGAAUCAGGCCCUGUGUAACGGAAAAUCCUGUGAAUGUUCCCUUUUCAAUUCUCCUUGCUGGAGUGCCCAUUUUUGGGGCACAGGUGACGUGGCAAUAUGGCAGCUGAUCAUAGCGAGCUGCUAGCUGAGAUGGCCACGGUGGGGCGUUUGAGCGCUACAGAGCGCCUAAAACAUGCCCAGAAACGUCGGGCUCAGCAGCUGAAGGGCUGGGCUCAGAUGGAGAAGGACACAGCCCGAGGGUCAAAGGCCAAGGUGGACAAAAAGAAAGGGCGCACAAGUAAAGUGACAUUCCCCAACACCAUCACCCUACUAGAGGCAGCCUCACGCAAUGAUCUAGAGGAGGUGAGGGAGCUGCUUAACAGUGGAGUCAGCCCAGACCUGUUCAACGAGGAUGGACUCACAGCACUGCAUCAGUGCUGUAUCGAUGACUUUGUGGAGGUGGUGCAGUGCCUGCUGGAUGCAGGCGCCAGUGUAAAUGCCUGUGACAGCGAGUUGUGGACACCACUGCAUGCUGCCGCCACCUGUGGACACACGGGACUGGUGCAGCUACUGGUGCAGGCUGGGGCUGACCUGCUGGCUGUCAACGCAGAUGGCAACAUGCCCUAUGACCUCUGUGAGGAUGAGGCCACCCUGGAGUUGAUGGAGAUGGUUAUGGCUGAACAGGGGAUAACUCAGGACCGUAUUGAUGAAUGUCGGGGGGCUAAAGAGAUGGAGAUGCUGAGGGAUGUUCAGGCUCUGGUCCAGAGUGCAGCAGACUUAAAUGUUCAGGAUGAUAAUGGAACAACAUUGCUCCACAUAGCAUCUGCUAACAGCUUCAUGUCUGUGGCGGAGCUGUUGCUUGAAAACGGAGCCCAGGUGGAGGUGAAGGACUCAGAUGGCUGGACGCCGCUUCAUGCUGCCUCCUGCUGGGGACAGAUCCAGAUGGUGGAGCUGUUGGUGGCCCAUGGGGCCAGUCUCAACACUAAAUCCAUCUUGGAAGAGACUCCUCUGGAUGUAUGUGUGGAUGAGGAGGUCAGAGCCAUACUAAUGGAACUGAAGCAUAAACAUGAUGCCAUCAUGAAGAGCCAAGACCGGCAGAAGGGUACGCUGCAAAGACGAGCCUCUAGUGCCGGCAGCAGAGGUAAAGUGGUACGUCGUGUCAGCGUGAACGAACGUUCCAGCUUGUACCGACGGGAGCACCAUAAAGAAGCCAUGGUGUGGCAGGAGCGAGGCCGACAGCCUGAGCUACACGAUGAUGAUGAGGACAGACAAACGGACAAUGAGCUGCACCAGCAUGCCACCAUGGUUGCCAUUGGUGGAGGUAUGUCACACCUUGAGGAUGGGGACGCAGCACAGAGGAAGAUUGCAUCCAGUUUGGGCAAUGGAGGAACAUCUGUGUCUCUGGCCUCUUCUGUCCCUGGAGAGCUGUGGACCGGUGGAGGUCGUAUGGAACGCAGUGCCUGCUACCAGCUGAGCCCUGGGUCAGGAGCUGGUAUAGCCUGUGGGUCUGGGUCUAGGGAGGGAGAUGGUACAGACAGCAUGACCCGAGAGAAAUCCCAUCACACCCUAGCUGACCUGAAACGCCAGAGGGCAGCAGCCAAACUCAAUAAGUACCCUGCUCCUCCGCCACCUGUGCCCCCUCCAGCAGAGGAGGGACCCCCUGUCCCACAAGCUGAGGUGAUGCCCACUGAGGGCUUACAAGAGAUCCAUGGGACACCCAGCACUGAGGAACUGGCCCUCGCCAGGCAGGUGUACUUCACCCCGGCAAGUGGAGAUCCCCCUCUACUGAAACUGCGAGCUCCUGAGGAGGACCAGUCCAACACCAAGGAGCCCUGCUGCGGACUUAUGUAGAUGGCUAGACAUUCCCACACAAGCACACAUAAAAAGGAUUAUACCCAGUUAUACGGCUUGUAAAGAUGGUAUGGGGCAUGCCACUCCAAAGUGGCAGAACAUUCAACACAGACUUCUGACGAAUUCUGUGUUGCUUAUUUAUUUUCUUUAGUUACAAAUCAUUUCCAUCUGCAACACGGCCACAAUUUCUGACGUACUGCUAAAGGUUUCAGUCUAUGCUGUAUGCUGC